AUGGGUAUUUCAAAUAGUUGUCUGCCAAUCUCAUUUAAUAAUUGUCAUUCAUUAUGUCGUCGUAGUUCAAUAUCAAAACUAAAUCAUGAUUAUGAAGAACCGGUUUAUCAUAAUGUAAUUGAUCUAAAUCAUGUAUCAGAGGAUGAACUAUUAUUCUUACCUGGCAUAAAUCGACAAUUAGCAAAUAAUAUAAUUGAAUAUCGACACAGGCAUAAUGGUUUUAAGCAAAUCAAUGAACUCUUACAAGUUAAUGGAAUAAAUUCAAAUUUACUUCGACAAAUUUAUGCUGAUAUCACUAUUGAUUCAUCUUCUUAUUCUUUAUCAAAUAAUAAAAAAGAACUUAUUAAUCUAAAUUUAGCAUCAUAUGAUGAAUUAUGUUCAGUAGCUGGUUUAACAUCAAAUAUUGUUAAACGAAUAAUUCAACGUCGUGAACGAAAAGGAUUAUUUCGUUCUCUCGGAGAUUUACUUAAAAUAAAAGGAAUUGAUUGCAUUGUUUUAGAAGCUAUUCGUCCUUUUGUCACUAUCGGUGAUCAACAAAUUAGACCUUCUAUUAGUUAUACUUCAUUGAAUAAUCUUCAAUCAAUAUUAAAUAGAAGUGAUAAUAAUGCCAAAGAUACACUUUCACUUGUAUUGCAUUUAUUAGAAACAUUACCAAGUGAAAUGCAAGCAAUACUUACUUCAUCAUAUCCUUCACGUCUGUCUGCUAUUCAUGACAAUAGUAAUAAACCAAAUACUUUUCGUUUUGCUUCAUGGAAUUUACGACAAUUAACAAAUGAUAAGGUACAAAACCCAGGUGUUAGGGAAGUUAUUUGUCGAGUUAUACUCGAAAAUAACUUUUCAUUGAUUGGUAUUCAAGAAAUCGGAAAUAAAGAAUCAUUGGAUUCUAUUGCACAAGAAUUAAAUAAUCCAACUAUUCCAUCAAUUAAAAAUUGGCCCAAUCGUCGCCAUGGAAAAUGGAGAUCUACGACCAGUGAUGUCUCUGGUGAAAUAUUACAAGGAACUGAAUAUCUUGGAUUUCUGUAUGAUGAAUCAAUUGGUAUUGAAUUUAAAAAAGCUUCAUUAUUACCAUUUAAAACAUAUUUUAAUCAAUUACCAUAUAUUACUAUAUUUCGUAUAUUUAAUAAACUUGAAUUAGUUUUUGUUAAUAUUCAUUUAACAACAAAAAAAUCAGAUGAAGAUAAAACUUCAGAAAAAAAAGAUGAAGCUAAAUCAUUAUCAGUUUUAGCUCAAGCAAUGAAGAAUACUAUUGAGCAAAAACAUGUAAUAAUUUUUGGAGACUUUAAUAAUGUUCCAACAGCUUCAGAAUUUGACUCAUUAGUUAAAUGUAAUUAUUCAUAUGUUAUUCAACAAAAUACAAAUAUUAGUUUAAAAGAACCGCAAGGAUCAGUUUGCGUAGAUAAUAUUUGGCUUUCAGAGGAAGCGAAAAAUUUGAAUACAGGAAACACGGGAGUUAUUCGUGAUAAUCUUACUAAUUUUUGGAUUCCAAAUGGUUGGACAUUGGGUGGUUUAGUAAGUGACCAUUGUCCAAUUUGGAUGGAAUUUAAUUUAUCUUAA
This is a messenger RNA of Rotaria sp. Silwood2, 1554 nucleotides long. The record is from the annotation of a GenBank genome assembly. NCBI's taxonomy places the organism in Eukaryota, Metazoa, Rotifera, Eurotatoria, Philodinida, Philodinidae.